Messenger RNA from Botrytis fragariae, 1641 nucleotides. RefSeq names its product putative homeobox and c2h2 transcription protein. The transcript has 4 exons. Bases 1 to 1641 code for a protein of 546 amino acids. The record is from RefSeq and is a predicted model, not a curated record. Lineage: Eukaryota; Fungi; Ascomycota; Leotiomycetes; Helotiales; Sclerotiniaceae.
AUGAAUAUGUUACCAUUGAUGGAUAACCAGGAGAAUAUGUUGAAAAGUUGGGCUUCAAAUAACCUGGGCAGGCCUCGGGAUGGCUCCAUGGCCUUUUUAAUGAGCGAGACAGGUCUACAGCAAGAACAAAUAGAUCACUGGUGGACCUGUCAAGAGAAUACUCGCGCCAAUAUUUUAAUCACGUCUGGAGAAGUAGGGUUACCUUCUGAGAUUGACGCGUGUGGUUCUGAAAGCCGCAAUUCCAAACGUGCACACCUCGAAUUUUCAGACUCGACACCCAUUCUACUGGGCAACAACAUACAAGAUUUCGAUGCAGAUUUGAUGGACUUUUACCCCCUCGAAAAUUGGUGCGAGCAGUCCUCGGAAGAUGGUCUCCUUCCCUCGGAUACUAUGGCAUUCUCCGAUACCGAUUCAAUUAUGUCAAUACCAUCAGGUUAUGGGAGUAAGUGCGCUUCAAACAGAUCAUCUGGACGUACUUGGGGCACUACAUCAACGCUUUUCUCCGUUGACGAAGCCCUGGAGGCAGGCCCAACUAACGCACCCCAGAGUUUCCAGCAUCAUCAGAUUACACAGCCAACAAAAUUCCCUUCGGUUUUGGAUUUACAACAAAAAUUAGCUGAUGUUCUCGAUACAAGUGAGCCCAUUACUCGACACCGCAGCUUGGAAUCUAUCCCUCGUCCAACCACAAGCUUGAGACGGAAAUCAAGUACAACUUUCAAUUCUAAGAAACUACCAGAUAUACCUCAAAAGUUCUUAAGAUAUAGUUGUACUAUAUGCGGUCAGCCAUUUGAACGUAAAGGUGCCAAGGGCGACUGGAAAAGGCACGAACAAACAAAGUGCGAACAACAGAAACUCUGGUACUGCAUGUCCAAAGAGCCCACUGUUCAGAUACUUAAUAUUUGGCAUUGCAUAUUAUGCAAUCAUUUCGAUGGAAAUCGCAAUGGGAUGAUUAACCAUCUCGUUGACAAACACCGAUUUCAAAAUUGCUGGAGUAAACCUUUGUCUGAAAGGAGCCAUCCUAGGAAGGACAAGUUAAGGGAUCAUUUGAAGAAACAUCAUGCUUUAUCGGAAGGAUCCACAGGCUGGGAAGCAUGGCAUCAAGAUUUGCCCGAAAAGAAGGCUUGGGGCUGCGGCUUCUGUGGUGGUUGCUUUUUCACUUGGGAUACAAGACUUGACCAUAUUGCCGAGCACUACGAAAAGCAAGGUCUUGAUGUAUCACAAUGGUCAUUAACGAAUGUAAUCAAAGGCUUGCUCAAACAACCUAGAGAAUGGGAUGUAUUGACUGCUUGGAACACAGUCGUUGGUCAUAAUGAUGAAUCCUGUACAUGGUCAGAUAAUGACGCUCUGAUGUUGCAGCGCAAAUUAGAGUAUCGCGAGGGCACGCCACAUAGUCUGGCCGAAGAGGCGAGAAGAUUGGCUAAAAUAUCCUCACACAACUCCGUACCGCAGACUUGGCCCCUCAAUGAAUCUCGUGCAGCAAGACUAACACGAAAUUUGUUAACUGGGUCUUCGAGAAAGAACCCUCUAAACAGGUAUGGCGGCGUUUUUCACGGGGAACCUUCUGUGGCACAUCUUAAGCACGCGGAUUUCGGAAUACAAGGCGAUGAUUAUACAGAUAUAUUUAAUGGUCGAGUAAUCUGA